Molecule: messenger RNA, 1221 nt
Organism: Stomoxys calcitrans (stable fly)
Lineage: Eukaryota; Metazoa; Arthropoda; Insecta; Diptera; Muscidae
Gene: P5cr
Exons: 4
Coding region: 227-1069 (280 amino acids)
Biological process (GO): L-proline biosynthetic process
Molecular function (GO): pyrroline-5-carboxylate reductase activity
Source: RefSeq, a predicted model, not a curated record
CUCUCUCAUUUUGCAAUAAUAAAAUUAUUAAAUGAUAAGCCGGUGCUAAUAAACGCUAAAUUUACCAAAUACUAGAUACAACAAUAAAAAAGAUCGUCAGUGUAUAGACCAAAUUGUCUUCUGCUGAUUCUAUUUAAUUUAGAAAAACAAAAAAAUCUUGGGUAGAGUAAGUAAUGCUAGAUUUGUGAUUUGUUUACUAUCCACUAAUUGUUGUCAACAGGCCAAUAUGGCUAAACUGGACGAGAAAAUUGGUUUCAUUGGUGGUGGCAACAUGGCUUUUGCCAUUGGUUCUGGUCUUAUUGGUCGAGGCAUAGUAAAAUCCGGUCAGGUGUUUGUCUCUGGCCCAACUUUGGAAAAUUUACAAAGAUGGCGUGAUAUUGGUGUUGCUACUUCGGACGAUAACAACAUAGUAUUGGAUAAAUCCGAUAUCAUAUUUAUUUGUGUUAAGCCUCAUAUAUUGGCACCUUGUGCCAUACAUCUGCGUAAUAAUCAUGUGCGUACACCCAAAGAUAAGGAUAAGCUGUUUGUGUCGGUUUUAGCUGGUGUCAAUAUACACGACUUGGAGGAGAAUUUUUCUUUCAUUGAUGGUCUGAAAAUGAUACGUACAAUGCCCAAUACCCCCAUGCAAGUGGGUGAAGGUUGUACAGUGUAUACUCCGGGCUCCUAUGUAGUACAACAGGAUCUGGAGAAGGUCCACCUCAUGUUAAAUUCAUUGGGUAUUGCCCAGCAAGUUCCCGAAUCAAUGAUAGAUGCUGCCACCGGUGUCUCGGGGUGUGGACCAGCAUUUGUCUAUACCAUUAUAGAGGCUAUGGCUGAUGGGGCGGUUAAAAAUGGUGUGCCCCGGCAAAUGGCUUUGCAAUUUGCCACACAAACCAUAUUGGGAGCGGCCAAAACAGUUAUGGUUUCCGGCAAACAUCCAGCAGUGCUAAGGGAUGAAGUUUGUUCUCCUGGAGGAGCGACUAUAGUGGGAGUGCAUGAACUGGAAAAGGGAAAUUUAAGGUCUACUAUCAUCAAUGCCGUCGAAAAGUCCUCCCAGCGAUCUGCAGAGCUAGGGCGUAAAGGCAAAUAAAUUGAUUGGUGCUAUCCACAACCAUUUCAACUACUUAGAGCUAGUACUUAAAAAAUUAAUGUGUGCUCCUUCCUUCAUUAUAUGUAAAAAAAAUACGCCGGCCCAUUUUAAUCCCCAAUAAAUAUAUACUCGUAGGAGGUUUUUAAAACAUU